CAAAAGGUAGAUGUCGAGAUGCAGCGAUUGUUAACGCUCAAAUCGUACCUUGUUCUGGAUGCCGAAAGUGAAGAAGCCUUUGAUCGUCUAACGGAAGAGGCCUGCCAGCACUUCCAGGUACCAACCUCACUAAUUAGCUUGGUUGAUUUGGGUCGCCAGUUUCUGUUCAGUGGGACGACCUAUGGUGAAUCCAAAGAGAGUUCCCGGAGUAUGGCGUUCUGUGCGCACACAAUUCUCAACAAAAACGGUAUCCUGGUAGUUAAUGACACACACAAGGAUGCACGCUUUCAAAAAAAUGUCUUUGUUACCCAGCGCCCGCAUUUGCGAUUUUAUGCCGGUGCACCU
Phaeodactylum tricornutum CCAP 1055/1 is the source of this 345-nucleotide messenger RNA. RefSeq lists its product with no specific name. The annotation marks the transcript as partial. Lineage: Eukaryota; Bacillariophyta; Bacillariophyceae; Surirellales; Neidiaceae. The transcript has a single exon. The record is from RefSeq and is a predicted model, not a curated record. Gene Ontology annotation, molecular function: protein binding.